UUUUCUUUUUCGAUUAUGCGUAAACAUUUAGUAUUAUUUGUGACAAUUUAAAUACCCAUACAGGGUGAAUAAAUUAUUUAAAACACAAUUAAAAAUUGUAAAUCCUAUCUCCUUGUUAAAAAAACGACUCUUUUUUUCAAAUUUCGGUUUAUUAACUCCGUUUUAUAAAUGUUACAUUCAUAAUCGAAAUUUUUUUUUAAAAAGCACGUUUUAUCUUUUAUUUUAUUUUUUUUUUUUUCAUCAAAAAAAUUUCAAAAAACUUUCCUUAGACAUAAACAUGAGUUCAAUCCAUAGCAUUCAUAGUGAACAUUCAGAUUUAAAUGAUGAUAAUUCAAUUAUUUUAGAAACUAGAUUAUCGGAUAUACAAAUUAGAGAAUAUGAUGAGACUCUCAAGUUAUUGGCAGAUGACCAUAGUUUAGCAUAUAAUUAUGCAUUAGAAGAAACUAUUCGUUUAAUGGAUAAUUUGGUUGGUUGUCCUAAAGAGGAUAUUGAAGAUAAGAUAGUGGUGAACUUUGCUUUUAAAGCAGCAGGACAUCUUUCAAAUUAUGAAUGGAUUUGUUAUGAUAAUUCAACUAUAGCGCAACUAGAAUUUUUUCUUCACGCCAUGUCUUCAGUGUUGCAUAUACUUUCCAAAUCUAUUAAAAUGAUAGAUUCAAAGACUCGUGCUACUUUUUAUAAAUCAAUUUCAAAAUUUUGGGCAAUUUAUAGGAAUACGAAAAUAAUUAACUCAAAUAUCAUAUUCAGUCUUCGUGAAAUUAGAAAUUGUUUACGAAAGAUUAAAGAUGACAAAUCUAAUGCUGAUUUAGCAUUCAAGAUAGGCGGUAAUUUUUUUGAUGUUGUCGUUAGCGUUGCUCAAAAAGAAUAUUUGGCCGCUUUUGGUUCCUUUAUUAAAGUUUUAGAUUUCGAAUAUCCUGCUGGGGAAUGGUAUUACGAUUGGAUAGAUAGACGUGAAAAAUUUUUUUUAUUAUGUUCACAAAAUAUUUCCGAAUCAAGAUCCAUUAGAAAGUUUUAUAGAAAUUUAAUGAAAUUAUCAAAGAAAGAAUUCGUAAGAGUGAAAAGAAAGAAUACUAAGUAUCGAAAAUUUGAAUACAAAAUGCUAAAAUCUGGAGGCUUAAUAGGAGGAUAUUCUUUACCUGAUAAUAUUGAAACUCUUUUAUUUGGAUACUUACAAUUAAUUCAAAAACUUUUCGAAAAAUUCCCUCUUCAAUUAAAUAAAUAUCUUAAAGAUUUAAUUUCAUUCUGUAAUGAAAUAGUUGAAACUCAUGUGAAAAAACAAUUAACAUUUAAAGCUAUAGAAAUUUUAUAUUUUAUAAAAGAAAGUACUGAAAACGUAGAAAUCAAAAACGAGAUUGAAUUAAGUUUCGAAACAUGGUCCAGUUAUCAUGUUCCUCCACCAACUCCUCCUGUACGAUCUUUAUCCGCUCCUCCUUCUUUUCAUUAUGCUUCUUCACAAAAUAAACCUAAUGACAUCAUUACUUCUUCGCCUAAUGGAGAACCUUUUCAAUAUAACAUGCCUCCUGAUACUCCUGUUUCGGCAUAUACUUCAUUUUCUUCCCCACCACAAUCUAUUUAUAAUCCUGCCUCAAAUACUCCAACUCGUACUUUAACUCCUUUAUCUCAAGAGGAAAAGAUUUCUUUAUCCAAAGAGGAAAAAACUCCUUUAUCCCAAGAGGAAAAAUCAAAAAAACGUCGUAGAAUAAGCGUUCGAGAAAUUCCAACAAAAGUAACGAGAUCUUUAUCAAGUUUAAAACAACAAUGUACACGUAAACGUAUAAUCGAUGACGUAAAAAGAUUGUUUGCAGAAAGACUUAAGAUUAAAAAAGAUAUUGAGCAUACUAAGAAACAUUAUAACGAAUUACUAGUGAAUACUAAAGAUGAAGAUAAAGCUAUUGAUAAAAAUUCUGAUAAUUUUUCAGAUUCAAUUUUGGCAAAAUUGAAUGAAAUUUUAGAGGAAAAAAGAAAAGAAGCAUCAUCACCUUCAUUACCACAAAUUCCAUUCGUUUCUGAACCUGAACCAAUUAUUUAUAAUAAUUACGAGAUCAAGAAUAUAUAUAAUACUCCAGAAACUCGCGAAAUUAUUAUAUAUAAAUAUAUAGAAAGUGAUAAUAACGCGAAAAUCACUAAUAAGGAUGUAAAUAAUUUUGAAAUAAAAGAAGAAAGUAAAAAAAUUGAAGAGAGUUGUGACAAAAAUACUCGUGAAAUUAAUGUACAUAAAGAAAACGAUAAUAACGAGGAAGUCAUUAAUAAGAAUAUAAACAAACCUAAAGACGAUGUAGAAUCUUCUGCUGAAACAGUUUUGACUAAAGAAAUUAGUGAAGUUGAAAUGAAUCCCGAUAAGAGUGUAGACAAUACUAAAGAGGAAGAAGACGAAGUAAAACCUUUUGAAACAAUUUUGACUAGAGAAAUUAAUGAAAAUGAAAUGAAUCCUCAUUUAAAAGAAGUGAAAAGCGAUAAUCUAGAAAUUGAAGAGAACGAGAAAAAGGAAAGCAAUGAAAAUAAUGUUGAUAUUCAGAGUAUAAAUCCUUCCGAGUCUCAUUCAGAAGAAGAAGAACUCAAGAAAGAUAAUAAUAUAGAUGUUGAGGAAAACGAGAAAGAGGAAAAUGAUGAAAACCAUGUUGUUGUUGAGAAUAUAAAUUCAUCCGAGUCUCAUUCAGAAGAGGAAGAACCUAAGAAAGAUAAUAAUAUAGAUGUUGAGGAGAAUAAGAAAGAGAAAAAUGAUGAAAAUAAUGUUGUUGUUGAGAAUAUAAAUUCGUCCGAGUCUCAUUCAGAAGAACAACAACUUAAGAAAGACGAAAUUAAUAUGAAUGUUGAAGAGAAUGAGAAAGAAGAAUGUAGAAAAUGUGAUGAUGGGGACAGUGUACAUAGUGUUAGUGAGAAAGUAAUCCUUCCUGAAAUAAUUUUAACUCAUUCAGAAGAUUCAGUAGUGAAGGAAAGCAAUAAUCCGAACAUAGAAAAUAUUGUUACAGUAAAUCAAGUAAAUCAAGUAAAUCAAAUAAAUCAAAUAAAUCAAAUAAAUCAAUAUAAUAUUAUCCAAAAUGUCCAAAAUGUAAAUAAUGUGCAACAACCGCAACAACCAGAUGAUUAUGAAGGUUCAGUAUUCUUAAAAACCGUUAGGAAAAUAGUUAAGGAAGUUGAAAAUAUUGUUGAUAAAGCCGCUAAAGCUCACAGGGAGGCUGUUUUAAGAUCUAGUUUAUAUGAUAAUAAUUCUAGUUUAUCCGUUAAUGAAAUAAAGGAAGAUGAAGAAAUAAUUGAAGAAAUAGUUGAAAAAGAAGAAAUAAUUGAAAAAAUGGUUGAAAAAGAAGAAAUAAUUGAAAAAAUGGUUGAAAAAGAAAAAGAAGAAAUAAUUGAAAAAACAAUUGAAAAGGAAGAAGUUGCACUUCAAAUCUAAGAAAAAAUCUAAGAAAAAAUUUUUUUUUUCUAAGUAAAUUUAAGAUAAUUUUAUGUAGUUUAAUAACCAUCAAAAAAAAAAAAAAAAUUCAUCAUGUAGUGUUCAAUAUAACUAUUUAAUUUCUUUUAAUUUCUUUUAUGUAAUUUAUUCUCAGAUCAUAUAUAAUAU
Rhizophagus irregularis DAOM 181602=DAOM 197198 is the source of this 3556-nucleotide messenger RNA. RefSeq lists its product as uncharacterized. Lineage: Eukaryota; Fungi; Glomeromycota; Glomeromycetes; Glomerales; Glomeraceae. The record is from RefSeq and is a predicted model, not a curated record.